Lagopus muta (rock ptarmigan) is the source of this 4777-nucleotide messenger RNA. RefSeq names its product sterol O-acyltransferase 1 (gene SOAT1). Bases 127 to 1782 code for a protein of 551 amino acids. Lineage: Eukaryota; Metazoa; Chordata; Aves; Galliformes; Phasianidae. The transcript is spliced from 16 exons. Gene Ontology annotation, molecular function: cholesterol binding; cholesterol O-acyltransferase activity; fatty-acyl-CoA binding. The record is from RefSeq and is a predicted model, not a curated record. Gene Ontology annotation, biological process: cholesterol metabolic process; cholesterol efflux. Gene Ontology annotation, cellular component: endoplasmic reticulum membrane.
GCGCCGCCGCUCCCCCCUCCCUCUGCGCGGUGACGUGCGCGGGCGCGCGGCGAGCGGCGGAGGCGGGAAGAGCGGCGCGGGGCCGGCGCUCAGAGGAGCGGCGCGGGCUCUCGGAGCUAGGCAGCAAUGGCAGGGGAAGACUGUGUAAGAAAACGCCCGUCUGGCUCCACCACAACCUACAAGAGCCCUGAGAAUGAAGAAAUGCAGAGGAGACCUGAUGGCGACAGAUCCUUUCAAAACUCCAGCAAUGGUCGCGUUGAUGUGGACCAUGUGAUAACAAGGAAGAUGCAGCUAAUAGCAGAAGCUGAGCAACUGAAGCCAGUUUUCAUGAAGGAGGUGGACAGUCACUUCACAGAGUUUGUGAACAGUUUGGUGGCAAAGUCAGCGCUCCUGGAUUCCUCAUCUUCAGCUUCCCUCUUCCCGGCUUCCUGCUCUGAGAAGGAGCUACACAAAGCCAAGACCUUAAGAGCCCCUCCAGAACAUGGGAAGAUCUUCACUGCCAGGAGGUCCCUCUUGGAUGAGCUAUUUGAAGUGAGUCACAUCAGGACAAUCUAUCACAUGUUCAUCGCUCUUCUCAUCGUCUUCAUCCUCAGCACACUUUUAGUGGACUUCAUUGAUGAAGGAAGGCUGGUCCUUGGGUUUGAUCUCUUGGUCUACGUUUUUGGAAAGUUUCCGGUCGUCUUCUGUACUUGGCUGUGCAUGUUCUGUGCCACAGUUAUCAUUCCAUACAGCCUUUUCUUCCAGUGGGCCCAAGGUUACAGCAGUUCCUCCCAUCGUGUAAUCCACUCUCUCUUCUACGGGACACUGUUCACUCUCUUCCAAACCGUUGGGCUUGGGAUUGGGCCGACGUAUGUUGCUGUAUCAUAUGCUCUGCCUCCAGCUUCCCGUUUUAUUGUAAUACUGGAACAGGUUCGUCUUGUUAUGAAGGCUCAUUCAUUUGUCCGUGAGAAUGUGCCCAGAGUCCUGUCUUCUGUAAAGGACAAGUCUGGCUCAGUACCUAUUCCUCGCAUUUCUCAAUACUUGUACUUCCUCUUUGCUCCCACACUCAUCUACAGAGACAACUAUCCCAGGAAUCCUACAGUAAGAUGGGGCUACGUAGCUACCAAGUUUGCACAGGUGCUUGGUUCGCUUUUUUAUGCCUACUACAUCUUUGUGAGGCUCUGCAUUCCUCAGUUUCGCAACAGUAGUCAAGAAACAUUUAAUCUUCGAGGGCUGGUCUUGUGCAUCUUCAACUCAAUUCUGCCUGGUGUACUGAUUCUUUUCCUGGUCUUCUUUGCCUUCCUUCACUGUUGGCUUAAUGCAUUUGCUGAGAUGAUGCGCUUUGCAGAUAGGAUGUUCUACAAGGACUGGUGGAACUCCACAUCCUAUGCAAACUACUACCGAACUUGGAAUGUGGUAGUGCAUGACUGGCUCUAUUACUAUGCCUAUAGGGACUUCCUCUGGUUUUUUGGCAAGAAGUUCAAAGCUGCAGCUAUGCUGUCUGUCUUCACAGUAUCAGCUGCCGUGCACGAGUAUGUUCUGAGCAUCUGCUUUGGCUUCUUCUACCCAGUUCUCUUUUGCCUGUUCAUGUGCUUUGGAAUGCUCUUUAACUUCAUCCUUAAUGACCGCCGGAAGGGGCCCAUCUGGAACGUGAUCAUGUGGACAUCCCUCUUCCUGGGCCAAGGUGUCAUCAUCUGCCUCUACAGCCAGGAGUGGUACGCCCGCCAGUACUGCCCUGCACAAAAUCCUGUGUUCCUGGACUACUUAAAGCCUCGCUCGUGGUCAUGUCACAUGCAGAUGUAAGAACUUGUUGGCCACACCAUCACAGAAGAACAGAGUUUCCUCCACGUAUUUGGACCAUUGACUAAUUCACUGCGGACUUUUUCUAAGGGAAUUUUUGCCUCCUGAUUAUUUGGGAGAAACUGUAUCUUUUAAAAACAGUACUGAAGCAACCCAGUUGAACUGGAUUGCACCAGGCUUCAUAGGCAGCAUCUGUCAUGUGCUGCCCCCCUUUGAGCCAUUUCCAUGCCAGUGAAACAUUAUGCUGAAGGUGCAGUCUACUGGAAUCCUACUCGUCCUGGGGUCCCCCAAGUGGCUGCUCUUCUGGGCAGUCGUCCAGUCAGAUUUGCUAGUAGCUCAUGGUUGGCUUCCGUCCAUCUUCCUCGGUCACCCCUUUGCAAUUUUUGUCUCCUUUUUGGUAAUGGGAUGUCUACAGAACUUCUAUUCUUUGUGAUCUUGUCCGUUGCCAUGCCACGGACAAGUGACGGAGCAACAAGUUAUUUGCCUCCUUGCUGUGAAAAUAGCCAAAGCAUUCCUGGAUGGCUUUGAACUGCAUUCUAUGUACAAUGGCUGCCUAGGGAUUUCAAAUGGGCAGAGGAAGAGGGUGUUUUUUUGUGUGGCUGUGUUGGAGAAUCAGCUCUUUCUAUCUUCAGAAGCAGGGCACAGUGUGUGCAGUUUGUCUUUUUUAAAUGGAAAACCUAGGUUUUCUCUAUGUUUGUUAAGUUUGUAACUGACUUUACAGCUUUUUUGUCUUCUGAAAGCCCUUGUGACUUGAGGAAUAGAUUUCUUGUAGCUCUUCCUUUCCGUUGCUCACAGAUAAUCAGAUUUUUUUUUAACACAAUUUACUUAAAAGAGCUUUUUCUUUUAAUUUGGCAGAUGCUUUAAGGUAUACAAAUUAAGGCUUUCUGUAGUGAGAAAGAUUUGAAAUACUAUGACUGAACUGUAAGAAAAUGUGAUUGACUUUACAGGUACAUAGUGCAUUCUCAUUUGAGAUGUCUGUGUUGGCUUCUUUACCAGCAUGUCAUGGUGCCCCUUGCCAACAGGUACUGUAGCAGUCUCUAUCACUGUCAGUGGGGAAUUAGGGUUGACCCAGCAGUUGGAGUCAGAGCUGCUUUUGCAUCUGCCUGUGUCUGCCCUCGUCAGUGAGAUUUUUUUCAGCUGAAAAUAAGUUUUCUACAUAUUGCUCUCCUACUUCUGAAGAGGGAGGCCAUCUUCCCAUAGACACUGCUGAAAGAAGCGCAGUGAAUUUGGUCUUUCAGUAUGUAUUUAUAACAGCAGCUAUUCUGUCUGAAUUAGGCAGAGCCCCUUCAGCUUCCUUGCGCUGUCAGAUGUUAAGCACAGAAAGGAACUUGGAUCGGGUUUGGGUGCAUAUCUGUUCAGUUUUCCUGAAAUCGUAGCUUCCAUUAUUGGAGAAGGAAGGUAACCUGCUAGUUUCUCUAACUGUUGUCACCUUGACUUUGGUCAUGGGGAUUCUCUUAAUUACUCAAAUGUUCUUAAUUGCCACUUCUCAGCAACAGCUUUUCCUUACUAACAUACAGCCCAGGUGUUAGAUACCAGCAGUAAUGGACUCGUGGACCUGUCUCCCACUUAAACGUCUUUUGGGCUUCUCUUUUUAUUAACCUGAGUCAGAAGUAAAUUCAUGAGAGCUAGGCACUACUUACUUUUCCAACUUUUGAAAUGCCUGUAAGAGGAAAUGCUGUGCUUCAGAAGGGAUGCCGUCAAGUCAAAUUUGCCAAAUCGCAGACUUGCAUGUGUUGUUCUCAUCUAAAAACAUCUCCUACCAGAACUUGUCUGAAACAGUUGGGUUGGCUUCAGAGGAAGGAGUUUGUGUGUGUAACCAAACCUGGCUGUAUUAGUAUACAAAAUCCCAGGAAUGAAAUACAUUACUCUUAUCUUGUUCAGUCUGAAUAAUCCUAAGUCUUUCUUUCCCUUUCUGCUUAGAGGAAGGGAUAGAAGUGCUGGAAGAACUGAACAGUCACUCUCAAAUCCAGCUUUCUUCUUUAAAACACAAGGAAAGCAUGAACAAAAGCAAGUAAACCCUUUGGCCAAACAGCUCUAUCACUUGCUUAACACAGGGUAAAAUUCAGUUUAGUACUUUAGAGCUGGUGCUUGAAACACUUAUAUACAGAUAUGAUUGUACUCAAACAGGGUGUGAUGGUUUUGGAACUCAUUUUUUUCUUCUUGAUGCCUGUGUCAGGUCUUGCUACAAUCUCAGUGUUCUGAAAAGAAAUAAAGUCCUGGCACUUUGUGCCAAGUUGUAGUGUUGCCCUUACAGCUGGCACUGUGUCAUAUCCCUAAUGAACAAUAUCAGCAUUUUCUGGGUCAGCAUCCUUGGUGUUGGAAACAUUGGUGGUUCGAGCAUCUGGCAAGCAAAAGGCAACCAGGAUGGGGUGCUCAGCUGUUGGCAGUGGUCUGAAGAUUUUUUGACAGGUGAAGGUUUUCAGCCUUGUAGAUCAAGGCAUCUCACAACUGUGCUGUCAGGGAGUUAUUUUCAAUUUCAUAGGGUUUUUUAAAUUGCUUUGAAUACAGGCUUACAUUCGUUUUUCUGGAGGGGAGAAUACUGAGUCCUUUGUUUAAUUAGUCUGUUAUAGUAUGUUUGUUUGCUUGAAAAGAGCUUGCUUAGACCAUGAGUACCAGAGCUAGCGGAGUGGUGUUCUGGUCAAGUAAGUGAAUGUUAAGGUUUAUAACCUGCCCUUUUCAAGUUUCUAAUGGUAUAUGCUGUUUUCUGUGAUUCUUUCCAACACAAGAAUUAUAAAGCUUGCUUCCAUAGUAACUCUUUUAAAGUUUUAAGGUGGGAAGCGUCCAGCUUUGGAAUGGCAGCCAGAACAGCUGCAGCUCAUUGUUCAACAUCACAAAAAUCAGUGUUAAUGUUGUGAAAUAUAUCCAAAAUCUAUCCCAUUAUCAUGCAGAUAAUGGUUAGUUCUCAGGAAAACUGAAUCUGUGCAGUCUUCACGCCUUGUACGUCCUUUCUGUUAGGAUGUUUUUGCUUUCUGCCUUCCAAAGUGAAGCAGCCUCGCAU